This is a messenger RNA of Cynoglossus semilaevis (tongue sole), 2070 nucleotides long. RefSeq names its product solute carrier family 7 member 6 (gene slc7a6). The transcript is spliced from 9 exons. The record is from RefSeq and is a predicted model, not a curated record. Bases 42 to 1529 code for a protein of 495 amino acids. Gene Ontology annotation, biological process: amino acid transmembrane transport. Lineage: Eukaryota; Metazoa; Chordata; Actinopteri; Pleuronectiformes; Cynoglossidae. Gene Ontology annotation, cellular component: membrane. Gene Ontology annotation, molecular function: L-amino acid transmembrane transporter activity.
UUGUUUUCUCUGUGUUAGGUGGUUCUGGAGGUUCUGGAACCAUGGCUGACCUGGAAGAAUCCACAAGGACCAAUGUGGUCGGAGGUCGAUCCUCCCAAACUUCGGAGCUGCCGAAGGAGACCAUGCAGUUGAAAAAGGAAAUUUCCCUUCUGAACGGAGUCAGCCUGAUCGUCGGAAACAUGAUUGGCUCCGGGAUCUUCGUCUCGCCCAAGGGGGUUCUGAUCUACAGCGCGUCUUACGGACUGUCACUGGUCAUCUGGGUGAUUGGAGGCUUGUUCUCCGUGGUUGGGGCGCUGUGCUACGCUGAACUGGGCACCACCAUCACCAAGUCGGGGGCGUCCUACGCCUACAUCCUGGAGUCUUUUGGCGGCUUCCUGGCGUUCAUCCGCCUGUGGACGUCGUUGUUGAUCAUCGAGCCCACCAGCCAGGCCGUCAUCGCCAUCACCUUCGCCAACUACCUGGUGCAGCCGCUGUUCCCGACAUGUGAACCGCCGUAUGUAGCGUCCAGGCUCAUCGCUGCGGCGUGUGUGUGUCUCCUGACUUUCAUCAACUCUGCCUAUGUGAAGUGGGGAACUCGGGUGCAGGACAUUUUCACCUACGCCAAGGUGGCAGCCCUCAUCGUCAUCAUCACCACUGGGGUGGUCAAGCUGUGCCAGGGGAACACGUCCAACUUUGACUCCUCCUUCCAGGGCUCGUCCACAGAUCCUGGCGACAUCGCCCUGGCGCUCUACUCUGCUCUCUUCUCCUACUCCGGCUGGGACACUCUGAACUUUGUCACUGAGGAGAUCAAGGACCCACAGAGGAACCUGCCGCUGGCGAUCGCCAUCUCUAUGCCCAUCGUCACCGUCAUCUACAUCCUCACCAACGUGGCCUACUACGCCGUCUUGGAUAUGAGCGCCAUACUGGCCAGUGACGCAGUGGCAGUGACGUUUGCUGAUCACACUCUAGGAGUGAUGAGUUGGAUCAUCCCUCUAGCUGUGGCCCUGUCCUGCUACGGAGGCCUCAACUCAUCCAUUAUUACUGCCUCCAGGCUGUUUUUCGUCGGCUCCCGUGAGGGUCAUCUUCCAAACGCUCUGUCCAUGAUCCACAUCCAGAGGUUCACGCCCAUCCCGUCUCUCAUCUUCAACUGUGUGAUGUCACUGAUCUACCUGACGGUGAAGGACGUCUUCCAGCUCAUCAACUACUACAGCUUCAGCUACUGGUUCUUCAUGGGCCUGUCUGUGGCAGGACAGAUCUACCUCCGCUGGAAGGAACCGGACAGGAACCGACCACUCAAGCUGACCCUACUCUACCCGGUGGUCUUCUGUCUGUGUGCCGUCUUCCUGGUGGCCGUUCCUCUCUACAGCGACACUCUCAACUCUCUGAUCGGCAUUGCCAUCGCCCUGUCAGGUGUUCCCGUCUACUUCCUGGGCAUCCAUUUGCCGGAGUCCAAACGUCCGCCCAUCAUCACCAAGCUCCUGCGAUCCCUCACCCACUUCACUCAGUACAGUUGCCUCUGUGUGGUCUCAGAGCUGGACAAAAGUGAAUAAACCUCAGUGCAGUUUUUUUACCCUGGGGCAACAACAACUGGGCUUCUGUUUACAAACGGGAAAUGGAAUAGAAUCUCUGACUGGUGUUUUUUUUUUUAUGGACUCAAACUCUGUGAAGCCUCACUGAAGCCUGGCGUUGUCCUGAGCUGCAGACUUGGCCGUCCAACACCACCUGUUGUUUUUAAGGUGAACUACACAACGUUCUGCCUCACAUUAUCAGGACACAGAAGGUAAAGUAGAAGGACGUGAGUCACAGUCUCCUGGUUGACGCCACCCUGUCACUAAAGCUCAUGUUGUUUACAGUUUUCAACUGUUCGAUGUUUUCAGAAAAAAAGAAAGAAACUAAUGGCCAUCAGUGAGGCAGGCAGGUGUGAGGGAAUGUAACAAGCACUCUGAUUGGCUGAGGAUAUAGCCAUUAGGACAGUCAUUCUUCAGCAUUAGGAGAAUGGAGUUGUCUUGAUAUCACAGAUCAGGUGUUACUAUUAAACAAGUAUUAAAUAUAUAUUAUUAUUAUUAUUAAAAGGAGAACUUUAUUAUUAUU